AUGGCUGCCCCGCAGACUGAAAUUGUCAGUAAGAUAAUUGGUAUUGGGAUUUGUGACAUGGUUAAUGAGGUAGAGAAGAUGCCAACACCUUCAUUGGAAUUGGGGCAGCCAGUACAGCUAGUAGGUUUGGAUGAAAAUGGGAGUCUCUACUUGGAUACAGAGGCCCUGAAUAGUUGCUUAGAGCAGGAAGAGGUGAAAGAUACUCCCAUCUGCUUGAUUUCCAUAGUUGGGGAACAGCGACAGGGUAAAUCUUUCUUGUUAAAUUUCCUCCUACGGAGACUUAAAAACUUGGCUGUUACAGAUAACUCUUGGCUGGGCCAAGAAGAUGAGCCAUUGACAGGUUUCGAAUGGCAUCCAGGAAAUAAGAGCAUCACCAAAGGGAUAUGGAUAUGGAAUCAGCCAUUUUUGGUCCUUGAUGAAAAUGAAAAGGUAGCCUUGUUUUUGAUUGACACGGAGGGCUCAAUGGCUAUAGAGAGAAGCAAGGACAAUGGUGUCAAGCUUUCAGCUUUCUCCAUGCUGUUAAGUUCCUAUCAGAUUCUUAAUUUAUCCCAUAACUUGAAGGAUCCAGACCUGGAAUACAUGGAAAUGUUUUUGUACAUAGCGAAGUCUGUGGGCCAUCAGUUCAAGCUAAAGCCUGUUCAGCAUCUUGAUCUCUUGGUUCGUGACUGGUUCUGUCCUCCCACCUAUGGAUUCCAGGGUGGACAAGUUUAUCUCCAUGAUAUCAUCCAGACGCUGGAGGGUCAACCCAACCGGUAUUCACGAUCCCUGGAAAUAUUCAAAAGCACCAACACUUCUUGUUACCUGAUGCCCUUCCCUGGCAAGGCGUUGGUGAUGGGAACUGAAGGCACCAUAGCAGAUAUGGAUGACGAUUUUAGGGGAUUCCUGAAGGAUUAUGGGAAUCAUAUUGCCAGAUCAGCUGGAAUGCAUGUACAGAGAAAUCAGAACAACGAGCCUCUCACCGGGAUAGAACUUGCUGAUAAGAUAAAGGCUUUGUCAGAACUCAUGAAACAAUAUCACACUGGUUUUUCCUCACCCACAGAGAUGAUCUAUACCUUCAACCAGAACAACAAUAAAAUGUUCCAGAUGAAAUUUAAAAAGUUCAUCCAAAAGCAGGAUGAAAUCUCACGUUCAAUGUUGGGAAGCCUACGUGUGUCCCCAAAUUCGAUGACUAAGCGCUUAAAGGAGAAGCAAGAGAAACUGCUCCAACAGUUCCGAGACUCAUUUCAGGGUGAUGAGCCACAUCAGACAGAAUUUUUAACUUGCCUGGACUCAUACCAGAAGUGUGAAGCUAAAGAUUUCUUGGAAGAUUAUAGACGCCGCUUCAAAUCCUCUGCUAUCAAAGCCGGAGUAGCCAUUGGGGUGGGUGCUGUGGGGUUAGCUGGUGGAGCUGUUGGAGCUGGUAUAGCAGCAGCCUUGUUGGCAGGGGAAGCCAUUGUGCUGGGCACUGGUGCUACUUUUGCAAUUGGGACUGUGGCUGGGGCAAGCACAUUUGGACUGAUUGGGGGAGGAGUGGGAGCUGGUGUGGGGAGCUGCAUGUGGGAUUCUAAAGACAAUGAUAACAAGAAUGAUAAUGAUGAUGAGACAGAAGAAGAACAGGAGGAGGAAAAUGUGUCAGAUGAGAAAAGUCUUAUUAACUGAUGAGGUUCAUCUUAAGAAUUAAAGCCCCACACGUCCUUCAUUAAAGAACAAAUACCUGCUAUAAAGACAUAAAUCCCAAGA
Messenger RNA from Pantherophis guttatus, 1719 nucleotides. The record is from RefSeq and is a predicted model, not a curated record. Lineage: Eukaryota; Metazoa; Chordata; Lepidosauria; Squamata; Colubridae.